GGACGAUCAGUUUAGUACUCGGCGUUACGUACAUGCUUUACUGUGUAUGAUAUCAAGUUGUAUGUCUCAUUAUUAAAAUCAGUGUUUGAACAUCGACAUGGAGCACAUGCUGAGGGAAGCGUCAACAAUGGUUCUCAUAUCACUGGUCCUUGUACUGGCCAUGUUUACCUCUACUGUCAAUUGUCGGGGAUAUUCAAAGUGUGCUAACGUUAAAGCGAAUGAUCCCUACCAAGUGGUAUUUAAAAACAACCGAUGCUACCACAUGGUACAGGAUUCAAUCUCCUGGAACGACGCUGCCUCCGCGUGUCGGGCCAGGAAUGGAACACUGGCUAUAAUCCGAAACUCGGAAACAAAUAACAAAAUUAGUCAGAGGGCUACUAGUCUGGAUUCUAACGACAGAGCGAAUGUGUCGUUUUACUGGAUAGGAGGAAAAGUACAAACCGCUGAAGCCGCAAUCACGUGGGAGCGAGAUAUAAAUGGAGUUGCAAUCGUUAACCCUUUCACUGCAUACGCUUUGAAUGAGCCCCUAAGUUCUGGCGAUAGAGGCUGUCUACUUUUGGAUCCAGGGGAAAAGAGCUGGGCAACCGAUUUCUGUCAGGUCGCCAUGGAACUAACAGGAUAUGUGUGUGAAUACAAACCAAAUGGUUCGGAGUCUAAUUUACGAGCAGGGAUGUCAAAGCUGCUGGUCACAUUUUUACUGACUGUCGUUCUUGGUCAUAUGGUAUGACAUGGAGGUUCUGGCCACGUGGAUUGACAUAGGUGUUCACGGUGACUACAUUAGCACACUCCCGAGACACGUUUCAUUCUGCCAUCAACAUUAAACAGAGCGUUCUGUUUACCCGUUUAUGGUUUUGUAUGUUUACGCUGAAUUUUUCUAAUACUGGUCUUUCACCAGGUGGUGGUUAAUACAGAAAGUGCAUCAAUGCUUUGUAUUGAACAAAAAAAUUCCUCUUAAGGUAGCUUCCAUAUGAACUGUUAUGGGUUUUCUGCUGUAAAACAGGACAGAUUGGAGAAUUGUACAUAUCACUUUUCCAGGUCUUAAUAGCAUAUUGUAAGUUUCAAUUGAUAUAGUUCCAGAUUCAUUUGAAAUUUGUAAAUUACUGCGUUUAGUUCAAAUAUAUCAUAGAUCGAUUUUUAUUAUACACAAGAUUUUACAAUUUAUACAUGACAUGCUUUCUGAGGUGUAAGUACAAAUUUACAUAUUUAAAAAAUACACAUUGAAUUUUAUAAAAACAGAUAUCACACGUUAAAUGGUCAACAUUCAAUGUCAUGGUUUAUUACGAGCUGGGAGGAUGUCCUUUAAUAAUUGCACCUACAAGCAAAUUUCGUAUACUAAAUUAUGAAUAUUUUAUAACUCUAUUUUGAAAACGGUUAAAUUAUCAAACAGAUAUAUGUUUUCUAUUGGAUAAGCUAUGUCGAUAUAGGCGUUGUAGUGUUGGUUUAGGUGAUAUAUUUUCAACUCAAUACUGUGUUAAUUGUUAUGUUUUACUUUUGAUUAAUCAGUAUUUGUUUUCAUUCACUAGAUAUUUUAAAUAUUGUAAUUUUGUAUGUAGUGUGAUAGGGUUAUCGGCACUAUGUUGAGAUAUAUACAUUCGAGUGUGCCCUAUUAGGAUUAUACUAAAGUGAGAUAAAGAGAAAUGUAUUACCAGAAAGAAGUUUCGGUAUGUAAAACAGUACAGCUUUAAACGUAUCAAUUAUUGAAUAUAGUAGACGAUUGUGUAUGUGAUGUUACCAAUUUGAGAAAAUAUUAACUGUCGUCCAUUCUUCACCGCACUGAGUUCAGUGCUCCAUAUACCAUAACACGUAUCUGAUCUUUGUAUACAUGCUGUAAGGCUUAACUUAAUAAAGUAAUGGAACUUAU
Molecule: messenger RNA, 1861 nt
Organism: Mizuhopecten yessoensis (Yesso scallop)
Lineage: Eukaryota; Metazoa; Mollusca; Bivalvia; Pectinida; Pectinidae
Exons: 5
Coding region: 98-727 (209 amino acids)
Molecular function (GO): signaling receptor activity
Source: RefSeq, a predicted model, not a curated record